Messenger RNA from Neocloeon triangulifer, 1850 nucleotides. It is a transcript of the gene sgl, whose product is annotated as UDP-glucose 6-dehydrogenase. Gene Ontology annotation, biological process: glycosaminoglycan biosynthetic process. Gene Ontology annotation, molecular function: NAD binding; UDP-glucose 6-dehydrogenase activity. The transcript has 10 exons. The coding region runs from base 285 to 1721 and encodes 478 amino acids. Gene Ontology annotation, cellular component: nucleus; cytosol. NCBI's taxonomy places the organism in Eukaryota, Metazoa, Arthropoda, Insecta, Ephemeroptera, Baetidae. The record is from RefSeq and is a predicted model, not a curated record.
CACAGACGUGAUGUGAUGUGAAUUAUAAUAAUGUGCAGAUUUAUAUAGUUAUGAAUGGCUUUUGGCAAGACAAGUGGAAGGAACAUGAUUGUGUCAGUGACCGGACAUAAUAAUCGCAGUGAUGCUGUCAAGUGUCUCUAACAAAAUUCAAAUUUUGAAUGCCACCUCGAGUGGCCACCAAUGCAGCAUCAACCCACCUCCUUGGGCCACGAACUCACCUCUGACAAUGAAAGCUUAUUGAACCAUCAUUCCUGAGUAAGACUGGAGACCGCUGCCCAGACACAAUGGUCAUAAAGAAAAUCUGCUGCAUUGGCGCCGGCUAUGUGGGUGGCCCAACCUGUUCGGUGAUGGCCCUCAAGUGCCCUGACAUUGAAAUCACCGUGGUUGACCUCAGCAAGGAACGCAUUUCCCAGUGGAAUUCAAACGACAAGCUACCGAUAUACGAGCCGGGCUUGAUGGAAAUAGUGCAGAAGUGCCGAGGACGUAAUCUCUUCUUCUCAAAUGAUAUUGUCUCGGCAAUCAAGAAGGCAGACCUCAUUUUUAUAUCUGUCAACACUCCAACCAAAACUUUCGGCUUAGGGAAAGGCCGAGCUGCCGACUUGAAAUACGUUGAAGGUGCCGCCCGUAUGAUAGCGGAAAACGCUGAAGGCAGCAAGAUAGUUGUCGAAAAAAGCACGGUGCCUGUCAAAGCGGCCGAAUCUAUCAUGAGUAUACUGAAGGCCAAUAACAAACCAAACAGCUCAUACAGGAUUCUGUCCAACCCUGAAUUUUUGGCCGAAGGAACUGCUGUCGAAGAUCUGAUCAACGCUGACCGGGUGCUCAUUGGUGGCGAAGAGUCUGCCGAGGGCCAGGAUGCGAUUCGCGAGCUGUCGUGGGUCUACGAGCACUGGAUCCCGAGUUCAAAGAUUGUGACCAUGAAUACUUGGUCGUCGGAACUCUCGAAACUUGCUGCAAAUGCCUUCCUUGCCCAGCGGAUCUCGAGCAUCAAUGCCCUCUCUGCUGUAUGCGAGUCGACUGGUGCUGACGUGUCGGAGGUUGCACGGGCCAUCGGACUUGACAGCAGGAUCGGUCCAAAAUUCUUACAAGCCUCUGUUGGUUUUGGUGGCAGCUGUUUCCAAAAGGACAUCCUUAAUCUGGUGUACAUCUGUGAAUGCCUUAAUUUGCCUCAUGUAGCUGCCUAUUGGCAACAGGUGAUAGAUAUGAAUGAGUAUCAAAAAACAAGAUUUGCCGAAAAAGUGAUUGCUUCCUUGUUCAACACUGUGACAGGCAAGCAGAUAGCGCUGCUUGGAUUUGCAUUUAAAAAGAACACGGGCGAUACUCGUGAGUCGCCUGCAAUUCACGUUGCAACUCAUUUGCUAGCUGAAGGUGCCCACCUUCACAUAUACGAUCCCAAAGUGGAGCACUCGCAGAUAAUUGACGAAUUGAACAGCUCAACCCUGGAUCCUGACAAGAUCAAGAGGAAUGUAAUCAUUCACACAGACGCCUAUUCUGCUAUCAAGAAUACUCAUGCAUUAGUUAUUUGCACGGAAUGGGAUGAGUUUGUUUCUCUGGAUUACGAAAAGAUACAUUCGGACAUGAUGAAACCUGCAUACAUUUUUGACGGGAGAAAAAUUCUGGAUCACGAUUAUCUACAGAAACUGGGCUUCCAGGUGCAAACUAUUGGCAAGAGACUUAACCGAGACCUCGGCAGGUCAUGGGGCAGCCAGAAUCACCAAUCUUAGCAGGAGGGGUGGUUUUUUGGUUGAAUUUUACUGCGGCACUCAAAUUUUAUAUUCUUUUUCUGGACUUUAUCACCAGUAUUCAGUUUAUGCAUUUUUAAUAAAUUUUAUAUUCAAAUUUUUAUGAAAAAA